AUGGAUUCCCAAGGCGGUCCAUACCUGAACAAGAGGGCCCUGUGCUCCCCGCUGGGAGCUGCCCGCCUCUGUCAGUUAGCCAUGGGCUGUGCUGUGAUCGCCAUGGUGGUCCACAGCGCCGGCUACAGCGGCUCACACGGCGUGUUCUGUAUGGCGGCGUGGUGCUUCUGCUUCGCCAUGACGGUCGUGGUGUUUUUCCUGGACGCCACUCGUCUCUACAGCUGCCUGCCCGUAUCCUGGGACAACCUCACGGUCACAUGUGCUGCCUUCGCCACGCUCAUGUAUGUGACAGCCUCAGUGGUCUACCCACUCUUCUUCGUCCGGUCUGAGUGUCCCUACGCCGGCUGCGAUGUCCGAAAUUUCCGCAUCGCCGUGACCGUCUGCUCCAUCCUCGCCGCUCUGGCCUACGGGGCCGAAGUGGCCCUGGUCCGAGCCAGGCCGGGCCAGGCCGUGGUGGGCUACAUGGCCACCGUCUCCGGCCUCCUCAAAGUGGUUCAGGGCUUCGUGGCCUGCGUCAUCUUUGGAGCUCUGGCCAACGGCAGCGAGUACUCCCGCUACGCCGCCACAAUCUUCUGCGUGGUCGUCUACGCUUUCUGCUUCGCUCUGACCGCGGUGGUGGUCAUCAUGACGGUGUGCGGGCGCACCAAGGCGGUGCGCUGCUUGCCCUUUGACCGCUUCGUGGUGGUCUGCACCCUCCUGGAGGUCCUGCUCUACCUGAGUGCCUCAGUGGUGUGGCCCGUGUUCUGCUUUGACACCAAAUACGGGUCUCCAUGGAGACCGUCGUCGUGUCCUCGGGGGAAGUGUCCGUGGGACAGCAAGCUAGUGGUGGCCGUCUUCUCUUUUGUUAACUUUGGGCUGUAUGUAACGGAUCUGAUCUACUCCCAGAGGAUACGCUACAUCUCCUCACAUGGGCCCAGUCGCUCACGAGUGUAGCGCCAAUAUGGGAGCAUUUUAUCGGCUUAACAGGUUUAAGUUAUGAAUCUGCUUCACUGUUUAUGAUUUUUUGCUUUUUGUAUUUCUUUGAUAUUUAAAGACACAGAAAAC
This is a messenger RNA of Centropristis striata (black sea bass), 1044 nucleotides long. Its product is annotated as myeloid-associated differentiation marker-like protein 2. Gene Ontology annotation, cellular component: membrane. The coding region runs from base 1 to 933 and encodes 310 amino acids. The record is from RefSeq and is a predicted model, not a curated record. Lineage: Eukaryota; Metazoa; Chordata; Actinopteri; Perciformes; Serranidae. The transcript is spliced from 2 exons.